GACGAAGUGGGAGUGGGAGGAUUUGUACAACAAGCGGUCAUUGGAUCCCGUCCUCGUUGAAGGGAUCAAAGAAGCGAUGCGAUUGGCGUUCGAAAACAAAAAACAGUCGUACGAGUUGCCAACCCUGAAGCUGGCACCGCUAGCGCUGCAAAAACCAACUCCCGGGAACAAGGCACAACGUCUGAAGUCGGAGGAAUGAGGGACGAGCUGGCGGGACAAUACUACUACUACACAGUGUGUGGGCAACACAACACGGCUGCAGCCCGAUCGCUGCUCGGCAGCGAGGUGGUCAAGAAGUACAAUUUUCAGCGGUGGCCGGCACGAAUGGUGUACUUUUCGGACAACGACUUCGAAGGGUAUUUUCUUGUUAGUUCCCAGGACAACAAGAAAAACCUCAAGGCACCUCCUAGACAGAUGAAACUGUUCAUGAAAGACAUUCGGUGGCAGUGGAAGCAUAACGGUUUCCCCAGAGUUGUCAUUGGGAACCCUAUCGGGAAACAAAAACAGGUCCAGAAAUGGCGUAGGUUGCUGGGCCACGACGGAGCAAAGUGGAUCGUCAAGAAGAAAAAGGUCAAAAACGUCAAGUCGGGGUUCGCCUACAUCGACAACGACAAGUUGGGCAGAAAGGAGGUCGUUUACAAUGUCCCCGUAGAGCCGCCAACUAAGAAAGGCAGAAAGGAAAAAGAGGAUGGCGAUUGGUUUGUGCAGGUGCCUGAGCCGGACACGCAUUGUUGGAAAGCGAUGGAAGCACUCACCGACAAUGAGCAGUGUCGCGUUCCGAAGAAGGUGCUUGCUUGUGAGGUCGUUUGGGUCCAGGUCGGCUCCCCGUCGUUGGCGAAGCUGGGGAAGCUGAGCAUGCAGGAAAUGGUGCAGUUGGUGAAGUGCGACCACGUGCUGGUCCGGUUGUGGAACUACUACCAAUUCAAGCACGAGAAGAGGCCGGACGCGGAUUGGAUCCAAAAGUACCCUUUCCUGAAAUCGAGGUCUGUCGUCUUCAAAAAGUUCGAAAGUCGAGGAUUGGAUGGCAAUUUGUGGGAUGGUAGCAGGAAAUACAUUUAUGACGCGGUGCUGUUCAAGGACUGCCCGCCGUACAUCGGUUGCGACGACGACCACUCGAUCAAGGCGACGAAAAAGUUGGCCGGCCACAGGGAGUUGGCCGUCGACUGGAGAAACAAGGUUCUCUCCGUGUUGACUGGGAGCAGACUGAAGAGUCGGGAGAUCGCAUUUGCCAAAGGCAUUGUGCACAUAAAAUGGAAAGACACGGGGGAUCCAUCGCACCGAGGAGGAAGCAACACCGAGAGCCUCAACCUGCAAUAUGACCCUGCUCCGGUGGAGCACGCCCGAGGGUCUUCCUCGGUCGGUCCGUUGACAAGCCCGACACCCCUCGUGUCGCCGAUGGCCAGACCGGCGCCGGACACCACUCCGAUGAAGUUGGAGAGACUGAGAGCUCUUGCCGUCCCCCCGCGCACAUUGCGUCCCGGGUCCGACGUCCCGCCCGAUCAUCCGUCUUGGAAGGAUGACAACAUCCACUUCCUUCUUGAGCCACGAAGUCAUUCGCCUGAGGUGGACUGGGGCCAUGACAUGAUUUGGCAUCCAAGAGUCAUCCAGCCCGCGAUACAAAAGGGCGAGUGGGUCAUGGCCGUUGCAGUCCCGGGCGCGGGAUGGGUGUCCAUCCCUCGCGAGUCGAAGUCCAAUUUCCUGCACCUCGUGAGGAUUUCGGUCCUUCAAAAAGUGAGGGUCGAAAAUGACACGUUUGCACCCGACAACUUGUCCGUCGUUUCCACAGUUGGGCGACUGUUCGACGAGCUUCAGGAUAAGUGCUGGUUGGAAUUGACGGAGAACUACUACGAGCUCGACACGAGCCCGUCGAAGGGCAUGGUGGACUGGAAAGUGCCCCCUCCCAGCGGGGCGCACGGGAGUUCCGAGGGGGGGGCACCAGGCGGUGGAGGGGACGGGGGUGGCAGUGCGGGGGGUGGAAAAGGAGUCCCGCGUAGUGGGGAGGGACGGUCUCACGGCGGCACCACGACAUCGGGAGGCAGCGGUGGGGUGGCGGGUUUUGCCAUUGAUUGGAAUCCGUUUACUGACCCCAGGCCGGAGCCUACGACGCAGUCGCCCAACCUCCAGAGUUCGUCUGUGGGCUCAGCGAGGGAGACAUUGGCAGCCUUGGUUGAUCUCGGCAGCCGCUCGGGCGGAACGUUAAAGUCCGUCAGGAUCCGAACGUACGUUGAGGUGCCGCAAGAGCGGUCCACCGUGCAGAGUCGCUCGGGGUUGGGGGAGCCGAGCCAGGGUCCCGCGAUUGGCAGCGGUGCGGUGAGGGACGGAAAUGCGCCGCCUAAGCGGGAGCGACGACCGCUAGGAUUGCAGCGAGAGCCUACAAGGAUUGUCGUGCCGCCGGAAGGGGCAGCAUGCACGAAGACAGAAGGGCGGUCGUCAGGAUUCAACACGGGUACCGGAGAAGGGCCUAAAUUGCAUGGAAGGGAAGGAGAGGAGGAAAUGGAGGAACGAAAGGAAGGGGAAGAAGGGGAGGAAGAAGGGGAAGAAGGGGAGGAAGGGGAGGAAGGAGGAGAAACGGAGCUGAUUGAAUUGCUUGAAGGCAGAGAGGGUGCCAAAGGGGACGUGGGUAUUGGAGACGACGAGGGGGAGGACAGUGAGGACGAUGCAGGAUCUGGAGAUUCGUCUGACGAGUUCGGACAACUGUACGGAGAGCAUCACGAGGAUGAUGUCGACGACGAUGCCACGACAAUGGAGAUGGAGACACAGGUGGUUAGCAGCCUUUCUGCAGAGCCUGAAGACUAUUAGGUCCAACCACUGACGUUUGUCGUCGAUCUGCAACACUGGU
Molecule: messenger RNA, 2839 nt
Organism: Chara braunii
Lineage: Eukaryota; Viridiplantae; Streptophyta; Charophyceae; Charales; Characeae
Source: the annotation of a GenBank genome assembly